AUGUCAUUAGAUUCGUGCAAGUUGACGAGUGAUGUCGAGUCUACUCCCGAUACCACGUAUGUUAAUGAUUCUUUGUCUCCAUCGGGGUUAUCACCUUUGAAUGCAAAGGAGACUGUGUUGCCAAAUAAUUUCAAGUAUUACAGUCAUCACCUUAACAAAGGGCAGUUUAAUUUGAUUUUGAUCAACUGUUCCAUAAACUUGGUGAAAGUGUUGUAUCCGGAAAUGGAUGAGAGCAAGAUUAAGUUAAGAUUUUUUAUGGUUGAGAUUUUGAGACGUUCUAAGACGUCUAUUCAAUCCUUGCAGAUUACCUGUUUUUACCUUUUGAAGUUGAUACAAAGGGGCAAAGGUGAUUUGCUUUCAUGUCCGAAGAAAUUAUUUCUUGGAUUGCUUAUUAUUGCAUCCAAAUUUAACCAGGACGCAAAUUAUUCUUUUAAGACUUGGUUGAAGAUUUGUGGUUGCAACAAUGGAACUGAUGCCAAUGCGAAAUCUGAUUUGAAUUUACAGAUCUUGAGAAAUCUUGAAGUCACUUGCCUAGGAUUAUUGGAUUAUGAAUGUUACAUUAAUAAUUCUAAAUAUGAAAAUUGGUGUAACAUCUUGCUUAUUUUUGGCUACGACUUUAUCAAGUUUCAUAAGAUUUACAAUAAUGAAAUCGUUUGGGAAGCAGAUCUGGAAGUCAUCGCUCAUAAAUUAGUUAAGUGGAAAAAAUUCUUAAUUAAUAUGGAUAUUAGUAAGUUGAAUGUGAUUAAAAGCAGUUUCAGCGAUUAUUACAUUAGUCAAUAUGGUAAAAAAGUUUUACUUUAUGAUGAUGCUAAUAUUCCUUCAUUAUUUGAUACUAGAAAGAGAAAGUUCAUGGACGAUAACUUCGGCUCAAUUGAAAAGAAGUUUAAAGUAUCUUGUAAAUAA
Debaryomyces hansenii CBS767 is the source of this 903-nucleotide messenger RNA. It is a transcript of the gene PCL5, whose product is annotated as Pcl5p. Gene Ontology annotation, molecular function: protein kinase binding; cyclin-dependent protein serine/threonine kinase regulator activity. The transcript has a single exon. Lineage: Eukaryota; Fungi; Ascomycota; Pichiomycetes; Serinales; Debaryomycetaceae. The record is from RefSeq and is a predicted model, not a curated record. Bases 1 to 903 code for a protein of 300 amino acids. Gene Ontology annotation, biological process: regulation of cyclin-dependent protein serine/threonine kinase activity. Gene Ontology annotation, cellular component: nucleus; cyclin-dependent protein kinase holoenzyme complex.